CCCCGGUUUCCUCUUUUACACUCACUCUGGGGAUCCCCGCAAAGGCCAUUGUUGUAAAAGCAUAAGAGCACUGGUCAGACGACCACGCGAGGGGACUUUUAUUGCUUUCAACAAUCAUACGCGUCGCAGUAUCGGAAAAUAACAUUAAUAUACUGGUGGCCCUUGCACGCAAAUCAACAAUCAGAGCUGGAGCACGUCCCUGAAGGUUAUUACCGGGUUCUGUACACAACAACCACCGUUGUAGAACCUCUCGGACUGGACACCCCGGAUCCUUCUCAUUGGAGAUAGUCGUGCCAGAGCAAGGUGUUUUCACCAUCAUGGCUGAAAAGGAGGUCGAAGCCCACAGUGGUCAGUCUUCCACGGGUCCAAUGGCAAACCCACUCCAUUUCCCGGAGAAGGAUCGCCUCCCUCACGAUAGGGUCAUGGACGACAUGGUCCUCAAUGCCUCCAGGGCCACCGAAAAGGAGCACAAGAUGAGCUUGUGGCAGGGCAUCAAGCUGUAUCCCAAGGCAGUCGCGUGGAGUAUCCUCAUCUCGACCUGUAUCUGUAUGGAAGGCUACGAUGUUUGUUUACUAAGCAACUUUUACGCGUUUCCCCAGUUCCAGAGAAAAUACGGCGAACAGCUCUCCGAUGGUAGCUGGCAAAUCCCUGCGCGAUGGCAAUCCGGACUCAGCAAUGGUGCAAAUGUGGGUGAGAUUAUUGGUCUCUUCAUCAAUGGUUACGUCUCCGAACGCUUCGGAUACCGAUACACCGUCAUGACGUGCUUGCUGUUGAUCGUGGUCUAUACGGCAGUUUUCUUCACUGCGCAGAGCUUGGUUGCCAUUCAAGUCGCCGAGAUUCUUUGUGGUAUCCCGUGGGGAAUUUUCCAGACUUUGACCAUCACCUACGCCAGUGAAGUUUGUCCAGUUGCUCUCAGAGGCUAUCUGACCACAUACGUCAACUUUUGCUGGGGUCUAGGCCAAGUCAUUGGUAUCGGCGUCAUCAAAUCCAUGCUACCCAGAAACGAUCAGUGGUCAUACCGCAUCCCAUAUGCCCUUCAAUGGAUGUGGCCAGUUCCGCUCCUCAUUGGCAUCUUCUUCGCCCCGGAGUCGCCAUGGUGGCUAGUCCGAAGGGGCCGGCUCGACGACGCGAAAAGAUCCCUCCUGCGCCUGACCUCGCUCAACCGCGAGACAGACUUUGACGCCGAUGAGACAAUCGCCAUGAUGGUGCAUACGACAGCACUCGAGGAGAAAAUCACCACGGGUGCCUCGUACCUCGAUUGCUUCAAAGGCACGGAUCUUCGCCGCACUGAGAUUGUCUGCAUGGUAUGGGCCAUCCAAAAUCUAUCUGGCAAUUCGUUCUCUGGAUACUCGACUUAUUUCCUCGAACAAGCCGGCCUGGACCCAGCCAAAGCGUAUGACUUUGCAUUGGGCCAAUACGGCAUCAACAUGGUCGGCGUAUUCGGCGCUUGGUUUCUGAUGACAUGCGGAAUUGGCCGGCGUGCUCUCUAUAUAUACGGGCUGUGUGGUCUAUUCUCGAUGCUCCUGAUCCUUGGCUUCCUUGGAUUGGUCCCGGAAGCUCACAAGAAAGAAGCCUCUCUGGCUACCGGGUCAAUCAUGUUGGUCUGGGCAAUGUGCUACCAGCUCUCCGUCGGAACGGUCUGUUACUCUCUCGUUGCCGAACUUUCCACACGUCGCCUACAAAUCAAGACCGUCGUGCUCGGCCGCAAUUGUUACAACAUCGUCGGUAUCAUCUGCUCGGUAUUGACGCCCUACAUGCUCAAUCCGGGAGAGUGGAAUUGGGGCAACUACGCCGGCUUCUUCUGGGCGGGCAUUUGCUUCUUUUGUAUCAUCUACACUUAUUUCCGCGUGCCCGAACCGGCAGGCCGCACGUUCGCUGAGCUAGAUCUGCUCUUUGAACGAGGAGUGAGUGCGAGAGAUUUCGCCAGCACUAAGGUCGAUGUCUUUGAUGCGAUUACUGUACAGGAGACCGUGGAGGGGACUGGAACAUUGAGAGAGUAUCAGAAGAAUCGUGGGACCAUCCUGCAUGAUGAGGAGGGUGUCUUGCCUCGGCCAAUCGUUCACUGAGUGUCGAAAACAUCGACAGACCUUCGCUACUGAAGGAGGACUAAACGCGACAACGGCAAUGACGAAUUAUGAUGUGCAUGGACCAAAAUGUAUGAAGGCGCAUCUCGGUCAAGACACAGCCCCGUUCUUGGAAAAAUGUAGGGGAACACAGCCAAGGCGCCCAAAUUGGACUUCGACCACGUUUGGAUUCACGAAAAUCAAGUGUCGAUCGUGCUACACCGCUCGAGACCUUCGAAGCUCAGGACAGUCCGCCCGCUUGAGAAGACCGUGCACUAC
Molecule: messenger RNA, 2342 nt
Organism: Exophiala viscosa
Lineage: Eukaryota; Fungi; Ascomycota; Eurotiomycetes; Chaetothyriales; Herpotrichiellaceae
Product: MFS transporter
Exons: 2
Coding region: 318-2066 (582 amino acids)
Biological process (GO): transmembrane transport; carbohydrate transport
Cellular component (GO): membrane
Molecular function (GO): carbohydrate:proton symporter activity
Source: RefSeq, a predicted model, not a curated record